AUGUCACAAAGUGAAUGGCAGCAAGUGCGCACUUAUGCUGACCAUCUGGGUCACCACGUGGUGCUCGAGCAGUACGUCACGCCAGACUACGAGCCAGACCCCGACCAUAUAAUUCCCAUCCAGGUCUACAGCCUUUUUCUGGAUGAUGAGGUCAAGCCUUUGUUCGAGAUUUAUUUAUACUGCCCGCCCGACGACUUUGCCUAUAUUGAGCAUAACUGCAUUGAAAUCGCCCGUCGCAAGCAGCAACACCAGUUAGGGGUCGAGAAUCCACUCCCGCUGAUUCCGCGAUUCAUUCGUCCUAACGACUACUCAACCGUUGGGUUUUGUGUGCUGCUACGAUCGUAUAGCUAUCGACUGGGCUAUGUCGAGGACUCGGAUAAGCUUGCUAAGCUGGGCGAAGGCCCGGACUUACUCUACUUCAACCGCUCGUUUUCUAGCACCCGUAGUUAUAUUUACAUCGGCCAGAUUCUUAUGAUCGAUAUCUUCAACGGCGUCGGUCCCCCUCCGGAGCGAUACGCGUUAGAUUUAGACGAGGGUAAGACACCCAGCUCGGAUCUGCCGUUAGAAGAGCAGAUUCGCGACCAGCUUGGCCUAGAAACUUUAGUUCUCGAAAUUCUAUCCCGGCAAACUCAAGAAGAGGACCGAGAGAAUUCAUUCCCUAUCGGCGCCCUACACAACAUCCCCGCAGGCGACGAUCAACCCCUAACAGCAAAACGCAUUACUCCUCAAGAACCCGAAAAAUAUAUCAUAACAGCACAAGGGAGGUCCUGCGAGCUCUUUCGCUUGUUCACAGUUGUGCUCGAUCGCGCCAAGUUUGUCUCCGAGGCCGGAGUUUACUUCUACAUGGCGGACCCUUACUUGGAGGACGCUCCCGAUGAUACGCAGGUUUUGCGGGGCGUGGACAUGAGUACGAUUGCCGGACGGUUGGGGAUGGUUGUUCUUGACGGGUAA
Molecule: messenger RNA, 951 nt
Organism: Penicillium samsonianum
Lineage: Eukaryota; Fungi; Ascomycota; Eurotiomycetes; Eurotiales; Aspergillaceae
Exons: 4
Coding region: 1-951 (316 amino acids)
Source: RefSeq, a predicted model, not a curated record